AGCGGGGCGGAGGGAAGAUGGCGGUGGUGGCGCCGCUGCUGGCGCUGCUGUGGGGGCUGCCCGGCCUCUGCCGAUGGCUCGCCCAGCCCUACUACCCGCUCUCCGCGCUGCUCGCCGCCGCUUUCCUGCUCGUGCGCAAGGUCCCGCCGCUCUGCCGUGGGCUGCCCUCGCAGCGGGAGGAUGGUAACCCGUGUGACUUUGACUGGAGGGAGGUGGAGAUCCUCAUGUUCCUCAGCGCCAUUGUCAUGAUGAAGAACCGACGUUCCAUCACUGUGGAGCAGCACAUCGGGAAUAUUUUCAUGUUCAGCAAAGUGGCCAACGCCAUCCUGUUCUUCCGCCUCGACAUCCGCAUGGGGCUGCUCUACCUCACGCUCUGCAUAGUGUUCCUGAUGACCUGCAAGCCACCCCUGUACAUGGGCCCUGAAUACAUCAAGUACUUCAGUGACAAGACCAUCGAUGAGGAGCUGGAGAGGGACAAGCGGGUGACGUGGAUCGUUGAGUUCUUUGCCAACUGGUCCAGUGAGUGCCAGUCCUUUGCCCCCAUCUUCGCCGACCUCUCUCUCAAGUACAACUGCUCAGGACUCCAGUUUGGGAAGGUGGAUGUCGGCCGGUACACGGACGUCAGCACCAGGUGCGGGGAACGCAGCCUGGGCGAGCAGGGCUCACUCUGGGGCACUCCCUGUGACCCUCCAGCCCCCUCAGGCUGCCCGAGGGUCACUGUUGGCCCGUCCUCACACAGGUACAAGGUCAGCACCUCGCCUCUCACCAAGCAGCUGCCCACCCUCAUCCUCUUCCAGGGCGGGACAGAGAUCAUGCGGCGGCCGCAGAUCGACAAGAAGGGCCGGGCUGUGUCCUGGACCUUCUCUGAGGAGAAUGUGAUCCGGGAGUUCAACCUCAACGAGCUCUACCAGAAGGCCAAGAAGCAGUCCAAGCCACGCGAGGAGGGGCCUGAGGAGCCCCCAGCCGUGCCGGCGGCUGCGCCUCAGGAGACCAAGAAGGACAAGUAGAAGCUGCCCCGUACUGUCGCCCAUCACUACGUCACCAUCAGCCUGGUGGCAGCCGUGGGCCUGCCCAGCCCUGCCCGGAGCCGCUUUUCGUGGAGACUUGUCCCGGCUGAGCCCCGGGAAACCAGCGGUGCCCCCCCGGCCCCGUGCGGGCAGGGCGGUAGGAGGGGCCCCGUCUCGGUUAACGCUCGCUCUCAUCCAUCGCUGACAAUAAACGGUCCGUUCCGUGCCCGUAUCCCGUGUCCCGUGUC
This is a messenger RNA of Motacilla alba alba, 1255 nucleotides long. It is a transcript of the gene TMX2, whose product is annotated as thioredoxin related transmembrane protein 2. Bases 18 to 1007 code for a protein of 329 amino acids. Lineage: Eukaryota; Metazoa; Chordata; Aves; Passeriformes; Motacillidae. Gene Ontology annotation, biological process: brain development. The record is from RefSeq and is a predicted model, not a curated record. The transcript is spliced from 7 exons. Gene Ontology annotation, cellular component: membrane-bounded organelle. Gene Ontology annotation, molecular function: disulfide oxidoreductase activity.